CUGUCAUUGGUUUAGCUGUGCAGCUGCGCUUGUUGCAGGACUGAAAUAAUCUUGCUGGUGAGUUGAAUGCGAUUUGCACGACAAGUGCGGCAACAGAUCGAGGGUAGGCGCGAUUCUGCUCAAAGGGGUUUCAGGAAGAAAUGAUGAUCAACCCUUUAGAUGACGAGACUGAGGGUGCUAUGUGGCGCUUCUCCUUCUGUCCUUCGGGAUGGAAGGAGAUCGGGAAGGCAAAUCAUCUAUCAAAUGGUGAUUCUCGAAUGUCGCAGGCGUCGCUGCUGUCAAACUCGGCUACCAUCCUGAAUUUGCUUCAACAUGGUGGCUCUGGAGGAUUUGGAAACAUGGGUCGGCGCUUUGCUCUUUCCUAAUUUCAUCCACAUCGUAGUCAUGCUGACAAACACGUCUCACGACAACUCUCCCAUGCUGGUGUCUUGAACAGAUCAACGCAUGGGUCCUUCAAGAGCUCAUCGCAGCCAGUCCUAUCAAGAUGGCUCCGGAAUAUGACCCAGAUAGCGACUCCGAUUUUUCCAGCGACGAGGCGCAAGAUAUUAAAGUCUACCUCGGUCUCCCAGACGGCCCUCUGGAACCUGAAGAUGAGUCAAAUCCACUUGUCUCCCGCGCAGGUGGACGGCCAGCUUUUCUCCCCCGUCCUAUCGCAUCCACAUCGUCGACACGGUGGCCGCCACAACCUGAGCAUGUCUCAAGCUGCAAGAUCUGCGGGCGGGACAUGGAAAUGCUGAUGCAAAUCUUCGCGCCGCUUGAAGGUAGUUGCUACGAUCGUACACUUUAUAUCUGGGGCUGUGCCAGGGCAAAGUGUCAGCGUGCCAGAGACAGUCGAUGUGUCCGUGCCUUUCGCACCAUCACUUACAACGCUCGUUGGGCAGCCAAGCUAGAGAAGCAGAAGGCAAAAGAAGCUGCUCGCCAAGAACGACUAGCUGCGAAGGCAGACGCAAAAAAACGGGCAGCCGAGGAUGCAGCAAAGAGUCAGAAGAUCAACCCGUUCGCUUCAGGACCUAGCUCAACUGGAGCGGGCGGAAUGUUUG
Tilletiaria anomala UBC 951 is the source of this 1040-nucleotide messenger RNA. RefSeq lists its product as uncharacterized. The annotation marks the transcript as partial. The transcript has 2 exons. Gene Ontology annotation, biological process: maturation of SSU-rRNA. The record is from RefSeq and is a predicted model, not a curated record. Lineage: Eukaryota; Fungi; Basidiomycota; Exobasidiomycetes; Georgefischeriales; Tilletiariaceae.